AUGGUGAACGGUCGUUUGAUGCAAGGAUCCGCAAUCUGGCAAUUACCAAGAGUGCUGUUACCUGACCAGCGAAAUGCAAUGAAGAUGAAGUCGUCCCUCAGUGCUGGUGAUGAGGGACAGUUUGUGAUACCGAUUUUCAUUAUACAUAGAGAUAUUGGUGCUCAGACAUCAGGGACUGUGGAGGAGCUGAGGGUAAAUGGAAUGAUGUACGACAUGUCACAUUUUGCAUGGAUCUGUGUUCAGAGAGAGCCUCUCCGCCUGCACUGUGAGCUGUGCAGCAUCGUGUCCAGCUCGGGACAGAAUGCUGGCCUGGAGAUUGACCAGUUGCCGUGCGUGUGGAGAAUGAACAACGCGCCCACGCUGGGCUUCGAGAGGGACGUGGGGACCCGGACCAGUGUCCGUGUGGUGUCCCACUUCAGCUUCCCCCUCCUGCGGCGGAGGCAGCAGCAUUACUUCGGGGAAGCCAACGAGACCGUCUACGUGUUCUGGGGGCCCUUGCGGUUGAUGCUGCAAGAUGGCAAAGGGGCCGUGUACAAGCUGCAGAAACUGGCGCGCAAGUACCCCCUGGCCAAGAUCUACUUCACUACGGAGGAACGAAUGAGCUACUGUGACCAGGUCUUCAAGCUGGAGACCGGCAAAGACAGGUAGGCCUUCCAUCCUUGUCGAAAACAACCCCCUUAAUAAACCAAAGGUAGACACAAAAUGCCGGAGUAACUCAGCG
Leucoraja erinaceus (little skate) is the source of this 721-nucleotide messenger RNA. RefSeq names its product ST6 (alpha-N-acetyl-neuraminyl-2,3-beta-galactosyl-1,3)-N-acetylgalactosaminide alpha-2,6-sialyltransferase 3 (gene st6galnac3). The record is from RefSeq and is a predicted model, not a curated record. Lineage: Eukaryota; Metazoa; Chordata; Chondrichthyes; Rajiformes; Rajidae. Gene Ontology annotation, biological process: ganglioside biosynthetic process; oligosaccharide metabolic process. Gene Ontology annotation, molecular function: alpha-N-acetylgalactosaminide alpha-2,6-sialyltransferase activity.